Peromyscus maniculatus bairdii (prairie deer mouse) is the source of this 3650-nucleotide messenger RNA. RefSeq names its product amine oxidase copper containing 2 (gene Aoc2). Gene Ontology annotation, molecular function: quinone binding; copper ion binding; primary methylamine oxidase activity. The record is from RefSeq and is a predicted model, not a curated record. Gene Ontology annotation, cellular component: plasma membrane. Lineage: Eukaryota; Metazoa; Chordata; Mammalia; Rodentia; Cricetidae. Gene Ontology annotation, biological process: amine metabolic process.
CGGUCCUAGAUGUCCUGGAAUUCACGUUGUAAACAAGGCUGGCGUUGAACUCAGAGAUCCACCUACUCUGCCUCCUGAGUGCUAGAAUUAAAUGACGUGUGCCACCACGUCUGGCUGUAUUACUACAUUUUAAUCAAAAUGUAUAGAAUACUUUUAUGUUUUAUUUUAGGCAGGUUUUAUGUCUUAAGACAGGUUGUCACUGAGGUUGACCUAUAAUUCACUGUGUAGUCUAGCUGGUCUUGAACUCCCAAUAAUCUUCUUUGAGUGCUAAGAUUGUAGACAUAAGUGACCAUGCCCCACUGUGCCUUUAUAAGCAAGAAACUCAAGAUAAGUAGUUCCUUUAAGGCUAUACAACUUAGAUGAGUUCAUUGUACAAAUCUGAACACGAAGUCCCGAACCACAACCAAUAUUUUCUCACUGACUGGAUAGAAUAAGGCCCGAGAUUCCCAUGUCAGGUACUGCAUUAGGUUCCAGGUAGAGCUGAGUGCUUAACACUGAACUGGGCAGAGGAUCCGGGAUCUGCUGGUUGGGGCGUCAUUCUGCCAGACAGGCGUUUUACCAGAACUUGUGUUACACACAAGGAAAGGAUUGUACAUCAGAGUCGCCUUCUCAGAACUGGUGAAGGUUACAAGGUAGUUGUCUAAAUGAUGGAAUGUCAUAGUUAGCAGUCGGAGUCUAGGGAAGGAACAAGCUGUGCCUGUGGAAGGAACAUCUUGAGCCAAACCACAGGACAGAAAUUUUCUGUCCAGCCCAUGGGUGGAGUUUUGUCCAUUCCUCUCCACCAUGCUGAAUAUAAGCCCUGCCGUGGAGUCAGACUCAGAAAAGAGUGGCUCUUGGGACUGAUUGCAGCUCAGCAUCAGCCAUGAAUCUCAAGGUGCUGCUGGCCUUCCUGGUGCUCUCUCUGCUUACUGUCCUUGCUCUGGCGUAUGUCUUGCUGACCAGGCAAAGCAGUUCCAGCCAGCCUCCUCGGUGUCCCUCCAUACCUCCCAGAAUUCAUCCCUGGACACACCCUGGCCAGAGCCAGCUGUUUGCAGACCUGAGCCCCGAGGAGCUGACAGCUGUGAUGAGCUUUCUGACCAAGCACCUGGGCCCAGGGCUGGUGGAUGCAGCCCAGGCUCGGCCCUCGGACAACUGCGUCUUCUCAGUGGAGCUGCAGCUGCCUGCUAAGGCUGCAGCCCUGGCCCACCUGGACAGAGGGGCGCCCCCGCCCGCCCGGGAGGCGCUGGCCAUCAUCUUCUUUGGUGCACAACCCCAGCCCAAUGUGACUGAGCUGGUGGUGGGGCCCCUGCCUCACCCAUCCUACCUGCGGGAUGUGACUGUGGAGCGACAUGGUGGCCCUAUUCCCUAUUACCGGCGCCCCACACUGACAGCUGAGUAUGUGCAGAUUUGGAGGUAUUUGAAAGAAGUGGAGUUCCCAAAGGCACCCACCUUUCUGGCUUCUGUCUUGAACUACAAUGGCUCCACGUUGGCACCUCUGCAUUCUGCUAGUGGCUUCCGUUCAGGGGACCGGGCUACCUGGAUAGCCCUCUACCAUAACAUCUCAGGUCUUGGAAUGUUCCUUCACCCUGUGGGGUUGGAGCUACUGCUGGACCACACGGCCCUGGACCCUGCCCACUGGGUGGUCCGGCAGGUCUUCUACUUUGGGCACUACUAUGCAGACUUGGCCCAACUGGAAUGGGAAUUUAAGGCUGGCCACCUAGAAGUGGUUCAGGUCCCUCUACCCAAACCAAAUGGGGCUUCCUCCCUGAGGUCUCGAGUCACUCCAGACCCCCCUCUUCCUCCUCUACAGUUCUCAUCCCAGGGUCCCCAGUACAGUGUACAGGGAAACUCAGUGGUAUCCCCCCUCUGGACAUUUGCCUUCGGUCAUGGGGUGUUCACUGGCUUGAGACUUUUUGAUAUUCGGUUUAAGGGUGAGCGUGUGGCUUAUGAAGUCAGUGUCCAAGAGUGCCUGUCUGUUUAUGGUGCUGAUUCCCCCAAGACGAUGAUGAUCCGUUACUUGGACAGCAGCUAUGGGCUUGGCCGAAACAGCCGAGCCUUGGUUCGGGGGGUGGACUGCCCCUAUCAAUCCACAAUGAUGGACAUCCAUGUACUAACAGGUACAGGGGCAGUCCGCCUGCUCCCAGGGGCUGUGUGUGUAUUUGAGGAGGCCCAGGGACUACCCCUUCGAAGGCACCACAAUUACAUUGGGGGUCAUUUCUAUGGUGGUUUGGCCAGCUCGAGCCUUGUGGUCAGGUCAGUGUCAUCAGUGGGCAACUAUGAUUACAUUUGGGACUUUAUGUUGUACCCAAAUGGGGCGCUUGAAGGGCGUGUCCAUGCCACGGGCUAUAUCAACACAGCUUUCCUGAGUGGAGGAACGGAGAGCCUCCUCUUUGGGAACCGCGUGGGAGAGAGAGUGCUGGGGGCAGUGCACACACACGCUUUCCACUUCAAACUGGACCUGGAUGUGGCAGGUUUGAAAAACUGGGUGGUUGCUGAAGAUGCGGUGUUUAAGCCUGUAGCAGCUCCCUGGAACCCGGAGCACCAGCUACAGCGCCUACAGCUGACCAGGCAGGUCCUGAGCAGGGAGGACCUGGCCGCAUUUUCCUGGGGGAGCCCCCUGCCUCGAUACCUAUACCUGGCUACCAACCAGACCAAUGCCUGGGGCCACCAGCGCGGGUACCGAAUCCAGGUCCACAGCCCUCUUGGUAUCCAUGUACCUUUGGAGAGCGACGUGGAGAGGGCUCUCAGCUGGGGGAGAUACCAGCUUGUGGUGACCCAGAGGAAGGAGGAAGAGGGCCACAGCAGCAGCAUCUAUUACCAGAAUGACUUGCGGACCCCGACGAAGAUGGCCUUUGCUGACUUCAUCAACAAUGAAACCCUCUUAGGAGAGGAUCUGGUGGCUUGGGUGACAGCCAGUUUCCUGCACAUCCCCCAUGCUGAGGAUAUCCCCAACACAGUGACUGUGGGGAACAGCGUGGGCUUCUUGCUCCGACCCUACAAUUUCUUCGAUGAAGAUCCCUCGAUCCUCUCCCCUGGCAGUGUCUACUUUGAGAGGGACCAGGAUGCGGGACUCUGCAGUGUCAACCCUGUGGCCUGUGCCCCACAGCUGGCAGCCUGUGCCCCUAACUUGCCCUCCUUUUCUUAUGAAGGCUUAUAGGCCUGAGGUGUGGUUAAGACCCCAGGGAAGGAGAUGCAUGCACCUCCUCUGUCCUGCCUGCCCCUCCCCAGGUCCCCCCCACUCUGUUCCUUAGAAAACAGCCUCUUUCCACACUAAACCCUUGGGUUUCCUCUUCAGGGUUGAUUCUUGCCUCCUGUGUUUUGUUUUGCUGUUUGUUUGUUUCUGUUUGAGACAGGGUCUUUCUGUGUAGCCCUGGCUGUCCUGGAACUUGCCAGAUAGACCAAGCUGGCUUCAACUUGGCAGAGAUCUGUCUGCCUCUGCCGCUGCACUCUACUGGGAUUAAAGACAUGCACCACUGCGCCCGGCUCCUCCUAGUUAUUUAAAUGAUAAUUUAUUUUAAAAAUGUUUUUGGAAUACUCAAACAAAAUACCACAAAUCCUACCAUUUCAAAACUUGCUGGGGUUCACAUUAUACCAGGCCUUAUCUUAUGCGUGUGUAUUUAAAAAGAAUGGUUGUUAUGUGUAAUUGAUAAUAAAACGGUUUGCAAAAUUUU